GGAGGCCGGCCCCCGCAGGCGGGGGAGGAAGAGGGCGGGGAAAAGCUCAACCGGCUGCCGCGACGCCAUUUGCCACUGCUGAGCGUGGGCACGGGCGACUCUCGGAAGCACCGGUGACCAACCUCAGCCAAGCACGCUUCUCGGCCUCCUGCACAGCCUGCAUCCCGCGCGCUUCUCAGCGUCGCCCGUCGGAGUCACCGCCAUCCCUGCUGCCCUCCAGAUCACGAUCCCACACGCUGCCAGCUAGUCUUUUCCGCCAUGCCCAAGAAUAAAGGAAAAGGAGGUAAAAACAGACGUAGAGGAAAGAAUGAGAAUGAAUCUGAAAAACGAGAGCUGGUGUUCAAGGAAGAUGGACAAGAGUAUGCUCAGGUCAUCAAAAUGCUGGGAAACGGACGAUUAGAAGCAAUGUGUUUCGACGGCGUAAAGAGGCUAUGCCACAUCAGAGGGAAACUAAGAAAAAAGGUUUGGAUAAAUACCUCAGAUAUCAUAUUGGUGGGCCUCCGAGACUACCAGGAUAACAAAGCCGAUGUCAUCUUAAAAUACAACGCAGAUGAAGCUAGAAGUCUCAAGGCAUAUGGCGAGCUUCCAGAACAUGCUAAAAUCAAUGAAACUGAUACAUUUGGUCCUGGAGAUGAUGAUGAAAUUCAGUUUGAUGACAUUGGGGAUGAUGAUGAAGACAUCGAUGAUAUCUAAAAUGGGCUCAGCAUUUUACAUUCCAGUCUUUCUGAAGAUUGUUUUGCAAGUUUGGAAUCUGGCUAUAGACUUAAAGGGAAAGUUUUCACUAUCUUGAUUGUAAUUUGUUGAGGCAGACUUGAUUUGAUAAUUAGGUCUUUCAAAACUGAUAAUAUCGUAACUGAUAUGCUAAGCCCAUUAUGUUCAUUUGAUUUAAUGGUACUCAAGACCAUGUAAGAAAAAAAAUACAGUUACUGCCUUUCCUACUUUGACCCCUUCCAGUAAGUAAACGGAUGUUUUUGAAUAAACCAUUUGCCUUGUACUCAUUAUAAAUUAUGAUUAAGC
Molecule: messenger RNA, 1017 nt
Organism: Acomys russatus (golden spiny mouse)
Lineage: Eukaryota; Metazoa; Chordata; Mammalia; Rodentia; Muridae
Gene: Eif1ax
Product: eukaryotic translation initiation factor 1A X-linked
Exons: 7
Coding region: 259-693 (144 amino acids)
Biological process (GO): translational initiation
Cellular component (GO): cytoplasm
Molecular function (GO): translation initiation factor activity; RNA binding
Source: RefSeq, a predicted model, not a curated record